AUCACCAAACUGUUGCCAAUUUAAAAUCAAAGUAUAACUCUUAUAUGGAUCAGCUUAAAAAUUUGAAAUUAAAUGAGCAAUGGUCUAACGUUGCCAACCAGUACACAUCAAGCAUAUAUAACAUCAGAGAGGGGAUCAACCAAAGACUGGUCAACUCGUUACCAACACCAAUGUACAAUAUGGGAUCAUCUGCAUAUAAAUACUGGGAAUUUGAAGAAAAUGUGAAUGCAUUAAUUGACAAAAUAUUUGAUGAGUUGAAAAAAGAUGUUAACAAGGAGAUGUCUGUUUUUAAAGAGAUUUUCGGAAAUGUACGCAGAUCCAAACUUAUUAGAUACGAUAUACCAAAUGGAGAGAUUGAAGGAGAUUUGAACCUGCCUGUUGAUGUACGCACUCUCAGCUCACUAAAAGACAUUUCUUUGAGACAAUACAUUCCAGAUAUGAGCUUUCCAACUCCAAAAAUAAAUUUCCUUGGAUCUGUGGAGGAUUACAUACCACAUAUGUCCUGGACAGGAAGUGCAAAAGUACAUGGCCGACACUUUACAUCUUUCGAUGGUCAAGAAUUUGACUUCAGUGGUCGAUGUAGCUACGUUCUUGCACGAGAUUAUGUAGACGGCAACUUCAGUAUUAUUUUGAACUAUUUGGGUAGACAAAAGAAGAAGUUAAUCUUGACUUCUCACCAACAAAAUGUUCAAUUAUCACCUAAUGGAAAGGUCAGCGUUGACGGUGUUGUUAUGGAUCUACCUUACAGAUCAUCAGAAUUUGCAGUUUUCUCUGAAGAUGGUUAGGUGUUUAUUGAAGGACGUGGAUUCCAUGUUAAAUCCGACCCAACUGUUGAUAUGGUCGACAUUGGUUUGAGCAAGUGGUAUUUUGGUAAAACAGGAGGACUUCUUGGUACACUGAACCAUGAACGUUACGAUGAUAUGAUAAUGCCAAAUAAACAAAUUACAUCCGACGCUUUUGCUCUAGGAAACGCAUGGCAGGUUCAAAAUAGAUGUUAUUAAAUAAAAUUUAUGCUUUCAAAUGCUCCGAAAAAGCAAUCUGUGAUUAGUUACUUUUGAUAUGUAUUUUGGUAUUAUUGUUAAACUUUUAGUGAAAUAUAAACGAAUCUAAGCAUUUA
Messenger RNA from Mytilus trossulus (common blue mussel), 1117 nucleotides. RefSeq names its product apolipophorins-like. The transcript has 4 exons. The coding region runs from base 45 to 785 and encodes 246 amino acids. The record is from RefSeq and is a predicted model, not a curated record. Lineage: Eukaryota; Metazoa; Mollusca; Bivalvia; Mytilida; Mytilidae.